AUGAGCACAGCGACAAACUCGCCAGCCUCGCCGACGGCGCCCAAGAAGAAGGGCGAGCGCUCUGCAUGGACCAAGGAGCAGGUCGAGGCGCUCAAGCAUGCGGUCGCCGAGUUUGAAGCCACGCACCCGGUCGGCGCCGGCCGUGGCAAGUGGAAGACCAUUGCGACCAAGGUGCCCGGCCGUAACGAUGCGCAAUGUCGGCAGCGAUGGGAAGACUCGACCAAAGAAGGGCGCAAGGAAGGGGCAUGGACCAGCACCGAAGACAAUGCGCUCCGCAUGGCGGUGGAAGAAACCAAGCACGUGACGUGGCGGCGCUGGACGAUGGUAGCCGAGAGGAUUCCGCGGCGAACUGCCAAACAGUGCGAGUACCGGUACAAGAACCACCUCGCCCUUAAGAGCGGGCACAUGGCGGACUCGCACGGAACCAAUGCGCUGAGUUUCAUGGCCGAGGUCACCAUGGGCCAGAAAAAGCUGCAGCCGAAUGCGAUGAUGCCGCCGUACGCUGGGGCGCAAAACAGCUAUCUCAUGGAGGCACGCGCCAUGCCGCCGCAACAUCGCUACUACAUGCCGGCAGCCAUGCCGCCGAUCGGCGACGGGAACGUGAAGGAGUCGUUGACGACGGCGAUCCAGGCGUUGCAGCCGCUAUUGACCAAGACCGUCGUGGCCGCCUAUCCCAGUCACAUCUUGGACCUCGCCGUGCAGUGCAUUGCGGCCUUGCCGGCCGAGACAAGCGCGGUUGUUCGCGAAGUGCAAAAGCUGCGCUACGUUCUUGCCGAGCAAAUACCAUGCAGAGGGGGUGCGCCAUCGAUGCCGUAUGAACAGCCGUACCCACCGCCAAUGGUGCAACCGCUGCCGAUCGCGUCCAAGCCCGUAGCGCAACGACCAGGUACGGGCAACCCAGCCGCGUUCACGCCGAUCGAAGCCAUUGAUGCCCGGUACACGACCGUGCCCCACCCGACGCUCCCAGCGGUGACCCCGAACGGGGUCGAAGGCUGGCAGCUUCCACGCCCACCGAAGGAUCGGAUGCAAGCAUUGACCGAAGCUUCCACGACAGUGCCACCCACGCCGCCGGCUCCUACGGACCGGGUCCCGAGCAUCGACGGACGUCCAAAGCUGAAGUCCACGAGCCAGCCCGUGACAUUUGUAGUGACCGACCAAGUGACAGAGCCGCUACGCACGUCGUCGGAAUUGCCGCUCUCGACUCCGGGUAAGAACAACAAGCACGUCGGGCGCCAACCGACGACGUUCACAUUUCGCGCAUCCGAGUCGACCAACGGCAUUCGAGUGAUGCCAGCCAUCACGCCCGAGUGCCCGACCACAUAACCCGACACGACUGCACUUGCUCCCGCCGCCCAGCCCCCGCUCCGCCAGUCGGCGCAAACGAACGGCAGCGACGACAGCCUCGACGACGCCGCCGCGCCUCGGACCCUUUCCGAGCUGUCAUUUUGUACGACGACAUAAAAUACAGACGACAUAUAUGGUGUGGAUCGAGCA
Saprolegnia parasitica CBS 223.65 is the source of this 1494-nucleotide messenger RNA. RefSeq lists its product as hypothetical. The transcript has 6 exons. Lineage: Eukaryota; Oomycota; Saprolegniomycetes; Saprolegniales; Saprolegniaceae. The record is from RefSeq and is a predicted model, not a curated record. Bases 1 to 1323 code for a protein of 440 amino acids.